GGCAACUUUUCCUCUGGACAGGUUUUGAUAAAUCUCCCCCAAAGUGCUGAAGGAGAUGAUGCCCCCUUUAUGCACCCGAGUACAUUGCUUCAGCUCUCUCAUAAGAUCACCUGACAGCUCCUCACACAACUAUUGGCGGUGCAGUGACAGGCGGUAGAUCCGGCUCUGUAGGCAGAUGAUUCAUGAACACAUCGAGCCGCGCCGAACUCCUCAGGGGCUCACCGAGUGAUGUUCAAGGUUUAGUUCACAAGAUAGCAGAAUCCAUACAGCCAUGAUGAAUGGCGCUAAACAAACACAAAGGACCCCGUGCGCGGAUCCGAUGGAGAAUUAGACAAGGCUGUGACCUGUACCUGAUACGGUGCAAUUAACAAUUUACAUAGAAACGAUGAUGAAGAUCGGAUGAAUGGGAUCACUUGUCUACCCAAAAGUGCAGAAAUACUGAGGGAAAAUAGAACUUCUGAAGAGAUUUUUCCUGCAGAAUGUGAGAGAGAUUUCCUCCAGUAGGUUUAUUACCUUUAAGCAAAUCAGCCUCAUCUGCAAUUCUGGGGAUAUAAAAGGUGUGAAGGUCCUUCCUGGAGUCAUUUACUCUGCACUUCACACAGCUGCUUUCUCUGGAGACAUUCUCAUCUGCGGGACAGAGAAGACAGAAACUGGUGAACAUGAACAUCGCUAUGGCGUGCAUGGUGUUCUUCUUGGCGGCCACACAAGCCUGGCCCGAGGAAACAGACGGAACGGAAGGAAACUACUGGCCUUCUCCAGACCAAAACCAGGCAGAUCUGGAGGAUGCUGCAUAUGACAGAUACCUUACGAGAAUCGCAAGGAAACUCAAACCAGAUCAUUUUUAUGGAGUUAUGGGAAAAAGAAUAAGUGAAUCUAAAAGAACAUCACCCAAAAGACAGAAAAUAGAUUCCUUUAUUGGCCUGAUGGGCAGGAGGUCAUUAAGUUCUGAAUCCAAAGAGAGAAAUUCUGACUACGACUACAGGAGAAGACGUAAAUAAAAUCCCCCUCCCCCUUAUGUGUUAUAGGGAUGUAAGAUAGACUGUGAAUUGUUCUCCCCAUGAUGUUAGCAGAACUUGUGUCCA
Messenger RNA from Hyla sarda, 1082 nucleotides. Its product is annotated as protachykinin-1-like. The record is from RefSeq and is a predicted model, not a curated record. The coding region runs from base 660 to 998 and encodes 112 amino acids. Gene Ontology annotation, biological process: tachykinin receptor signaling pathway. The transcript is spliced from 10 exons. NCBI's taxonomy places the organism in Eukaryota, Metazoa, Chordata, Amphibia, Anura, Hylidae.